Molecule: messenger RNA, 834 nt
Organism: Phaethon lepturus (White-tailed tropicbird)
Lineage: Eukaryota; Metazoa; Chordata; Aves; Phaethontiformes; Phaethontidae
Product: gamma-aminobutyric acid receptor subunit beta-3
Exons: 5
Biological process (GO): monoatomic ion transmembrane transport; chemical synaptic transmission; regulation of membrane potential
Cellular component (GO): membrane; synapse; GABA-A receptor complex
Molecular function (GO): extracellular ligand-gated monoatomic ion channel activity; GABA-A receptor activity; neurotransmitter receptor activity
Source: RefSeq, a predicted model, not a curated record
ACUUUGACUAUGUAUUUUCAACAAUACUGGAGAGAUAAGAGGCUGGCUUAUGCUGGCAUACCUCUCAACCUCACCCUUGAUAACCGAGUGGCAGAUCAACUCUGGGUGCCUGACACUUACUUCUUAAAUGACAAGAAAUCAUUUGUGCAUGGUGUUACCGUGAAGAAUCGAAUGAUUCGCCUUCACCCAGAUGGAACGGUGCUUUACGGCCUCAGAAUCACAACCACUGCAGCUUGUAUGAUGGACUUGAGAAGAUACCCAUUAGAUGAACAAAACUGUACUCUGGAAAUAGAAAGCUAUGGCUACACAACCGAUGACAUAGAGUUCUACUGGAGAGGUGGAGAUAACGCAGUCACAGGUGUGGAGAGGAUUGAGCUUCCUCAGUUCUCCAUUGUGGAAUAUAGACUGGUGUCAAAGAAUGUUGUCUUUGCCACAGGUGCCUAUCCAAGACUCUCACUGAGCUUCAGGUUGAAGAGAAAUAUUGGAUACUUUAUUCUUCAAACCUACAUGCCCUCCAUACUGAUUACCAUUUUAUCAUGGGUGUCAUUCUGGAUCAAUUAUGAUGCAUCAGCAGCAAGAGUUGCCCUUGGAAUUACAACUGUGCUGACUAUGACAACAAUCAACACUCAUCUGCGAGAGACUUUGCCUAAAAUUCCAUAUGUUAAAGCCAUUGACAUGUAUCUUAUGGGCUGCUUUGUAUUUGUCUUCUUGGCCUUACUUGAAUACGCCUUUGUCAACUACAUUUUCUUUGGAAAAGGCCCUCAAAGGCAGAAGAAACUUGCAGAAAAAACAGCAAAGGCAAACAACGAUCGCUCAAAGUUUGAAGGCAACCGG